AUGUCCCGCUCCAUUCUUCUCAUCAACGGUCCGAACUUGAACCUCCUGGGCACGCGAGAGCCGCAGAUCUACGGCAGCACGACACUCAAAGAUGUCGAGACGCAAGCACAGCAGCAAGCGUCCGAGCUGUCAGUCUCGCUGGCUACAUUCCAGUCGAACCACGAAGGCGCAAUCAUCGAUCGAAUCCAAGAGGCGCGGGGCAAUGUGGACGCCAUCAUAAUCAACCCCGGCGCAUAUACACACACGAGCGUGGCUAUCAGAGAUGCGCUGGUGGGGGUGGAUAUACCGUUUGUCGAAGUUCAUAUUUCCAAUGUGCAUGCGCGGGAAAGUUUCAGACAUCAUAGUUACUUCACGGAUAAGGCGGUUGCCAUGAUUUGCGGGCUGGGUGUGUAUGGAUAUACGGCGGCGCUCGACUUUGCGGCUAAGCAUAUGAAGAUCAAGGCGGGGCAAUAA
This is a messenger RNA of Truncatella angustata, 453 nucleotides long. Its product is annotated as catabolic 3-dehydroquinase. Bases 1 to 453 code for a protein of 150 amino acids. Gene Ontology annotation, biological process: quinate catabolic process. The record is from RefSeq and is a predicted model, not a curated record. The transcript has a single exon. NCBI's taxonomy places the organism in Eukaryota, Fungi, Ascomycota, Sordariomycetes, Amphisphaeriales, Sporocadaceae. Gene Ontology annotation, molecular function: 3-dehydroquinate dehydratase activity.